This is a messenger RNA of Phyllopteryx taeniolatus (common seadragon), 8129 nucleotides long. It is a transcript of the gene tnika, whose product is annotated as TRAF2 and NCK interacting kinase a. Gene Ontology annotation, biological process: protein phosphorylation. Gene Ontology annotation, molecular function: protein kinase activity; ATP binding. Bases 321 to 4772 code for a protein of 1483 amino acids. The record is from RefSeq and is a predicted model, not a curated record. NCBI's taxonomy places the organism in Eukaryota, Metazoa, Chordata, Actinopteri, Syngnathiformes, Syngnathidae. The transcript is spliced from 36 exons.
CCGUACAUCCGCUGGCUGCCUGUCACCGCGCACGGAGCAGCAGCAGCAGCGGCGGCGGCGGCAGCGGCAGCAGCGGCGGCGGCUCGCAGUCAGACGCUGACGCCGACCCGCGAGGCAACACAUCCGGGCUCGCUUUCGCCUGCAAGCCGCCGACAUGAACCGGAAAGCGGUCGCCGACGUCUUGCCCGCGCUUUAGCCGGAGGCGACUCACACACGGUGGGAGAGACGUUCAACGUCAGGACCUUGGACAUUAAGAGCUAUUUUUUUUUGUAAGCUUUUAAAAGACAUUUUGAUAUUAGUGUGACUUGAGCCCUCCUGUCAUGGCGAGUGACUCCCCGGCUCGGAGUCUGGAUGAAAUCGACCUGUCUGCUUUGAGGGAACCCGCUGGCAUCUUUGAGCUGGUGGAGCUGGUGGGAAAUGGCACCUACGGGCAAGUGUACAAGGGUCGCCAUGUUAAGACAGGGCAGCUGGCAGCCAUCAAGGUCAUGGAUGUCACCGGGGAUGAGGAAGAGGAGAUCAAAGCGGAAAUCAACAUGCUGAAGAAGUACAGCCACCAUCGCAACAUCGCCACCUACUACGGCGCGUUCAUCAAGAAGAAUCCGCCGGGGAUCGACGACCAGCUAUGGCUGGUGAUGGAGUUCUGCGGCGCCGGCUCGGUGACGGAUCUGAUCAAGAACACCAAGGGCAACUCCCUGAAAGAAGAGUGGACGGCCUACAUCUGCCGAGAGAUUCUCAGGGGCCUGACUCAUCUCCAUCAGCACAAGGUCAUCCACCGAGACAUCAAGGGACAGAACGUCCUGCUGACGGAGAACGCCGAGGUCAAACUAGUGGACUUUGGCGUUUCGGCCCAGUUGGACCGCACAGUGGGAAGGAGGAACACGUUUAUCGGGACGCCGUACUGGAUGGCGCCGGAGGUGAUCGCCUGCGACGAGAAUCCAGACGCGACUUACGACUUCAAGAGCGAUUUAUGGUCGCUGGGCAUCACGGCCAUCGAGAUGGCUGAAGGAGCACCACCGCUGUGUGACAUGCACCCCAUGAGAGCCCUCUUCCUCAUCCCGCGAAACCCUGCGCCCAGACUCAAGUCAAAGAAAUGGUCCAAGAAGUUCCAGCUAUUCAUCGAGAGCUGCCUGGUGAAGAGCCACGGCCAGAGGCCCAGCACGGAGCAGCUCCUCAAGCACCCCUUCAUCAGGGACCUGCCCAACGAGAGGCAGGUCCGCAUUCAGCUCAAGGACCACAUUGACCGCACCAAGAAGAAGCGAGGCGAGAGGGAUGAGACCGAGUACGAAUACAGCGGCAGCGAGGAAGAGGACGAGGAAAGAGACAUGGGCGAGCCGAGCUCCAUCAUCAACAUCCCCGGCGAGUCGACCCUGCGGCGCGACUUUCUGCGCCUGCAGCUGGCCAAUAAGGAGCGCUCGGAGGCGCAGCGGCGGCAGCAGCUGGAGCAGCAGCAGAACGAGGAGCACAAGCGCCUGCUGCUGGCCGAGAGGCAGAAGCGCAUCGAGGAGCAGAAGGAACAGCGGCGGCGGCUGGAGGAGCAACAGCAGCGCGAGCGAGAGCUGAGGAAGCAGCACGAGCGGGAGCAGAGGAGGCGCUACGAAGAAAUGGAGCAGCUCCGUAGAGAGGAGGAGCGGCGGCACGCUGAAAGAGAACAGGAGUAUAUCCGUAGGCAGCUGGAAGAGGAGCAGAGGCAGUUAGAGAUUCUCCAGCAGCAGCUUCUACAGGAGCAGGCGCUACUUCUGGAGUACAAGCGCAAGCAGGUGGAAGAGCAGCGGCAGGCGGAGCGUCUACAGAGGCAACUCCAUCAGGAGAGGGCCUACCUGGUGUCGCUGCAGCAACAGCAGCAGGAAGGACGGCAGGCGGAGAAAAAACAGCUCUACCACUACAAAGACGUCAUGAAUCCCAACGACAAGCCGGCCUGGGCUAAGGAGGUGCAAGGCGGUAACCCGCCCCGCUCUAACCUUCGCCACCACCAGUCGUUCAACCGGCCGCCGCCGUCGUCCUCGUCCUCCCGCGGCCGACCCCCUGCUCAAACCCCUAGACGCGCCCCGUCCGUGGGCGCCCAGAUCCUCUCCGAGCACCUCCCCCAGAUCCGCAUCGCGCUAGACCCCGGGGAGCCCCUGGGCCCGGGGCUAAAGCAGGAGAUAAGUCAGCGGGUCCGAGAGUUGAGGGCGCAGAAGCGCAGUCAGAGCAAGCGCGGCCCGACCGCCGUCAAGGAAGACAGUAAGGCGGCUCGUAAGGAGCCUCGUAACCAAGAGAAAGAACCUUCCGGUCACGUGACGCUCAGACGGUCCGACCCUGCCGCCGACGCUCGAGACCAACAGAAAGACGAGUCCCCAGGCAGGCCCCUCUCUGCGCACGAUCCUGCCGACAUCCCCCGUGUUGUUACUAAGGCGCCCGCGCAGGUCCACAAUCUGGUGGAGGAGAGGUCAAAGCUGAACAGACAGAGUUCUCCGGCACUGCAGCCCAAAGUGUCAAACCGGAUCUCGGACCCUUCCCUCCCUCCCCGGUCCGAGUCCUUCAGCGGCGGCGGCAUGCAAGCCGCCCGAACUCCACCCGCUCACCGUCCUGUCGAACCCCAGAUGGCCCACCUGGUUCCGGUCAAGACGCACUCGGGCUCCAUGUCGGGUUCUCAGUCCCUGCAGGACCAGACGGCUUCGGCGCUGAGCGAGGGCGUGGGCUCGCCCAGGCCAGACAUCCCCCGCCAGAACUCCGACCCGACUUCCGACACCCAGACGCCCCCGCUUCGCACGGCUGACCGGGACAGGACCGUGUGGCUGAGAGAGGAAGACCUGCCUCCCAAGGUCCGAGAAUCCAAAUCGAGGACCACCUCCAUCUCCCCAGCCUUGGCCAGGAAGAACUCCCCCAACGGAAGCGUCGGGUUGGGGCCUCGCACGGGCUCUCAGCUCAUACGAGCAAGUAACCCAGACCUGCGCCGUUCCGAGCUCUCCCUGGACGCCAUGCUGCAAAGGACGUCCUCUAACUCGUCUUCGUCCUCCUCUCCCUCGUCCCAGGGAGGCUCAGUCGAGAGGAGAGGUCAGAGCAAACAGGAAGCAUCCUCGUCGGGAGCCAAUCAGGAGGCCCAAUCCAAACAGGAGGCGGGCCCUGAAUCCAGCAGACCCAGCAGGCCUGCGAGCUAUAAGAAAGCCAUAGAUGAGGACCUCAGCGCUCUGGCGAAGGAACUCCGAGAGUUGAGGGUCGAGGAGGGCAGCCGGCCUCCAGUCAAGGUGACGGACUACUCGUCGUCCAGCGAGGAGUCUGAGAGCAGCGACGAUGACGGCGAGACGGUGGGACACGACGGCACCGUGGCCGUCAGCGACAUCCCUCGAAUCAUGCCAGCUGCGCAAAGCGGCGUCGAGUCAUACGGAGGACUGAGCGAGGCCUCCCCGGGUGAGGCCUUCAGGAACUCCAAGGACGGCACGCUGGUGAUGAGAGAGGCCGACGAGAAGAGGCGAGGCGGCCGCGGCGAGAGCAACGGCUUCGGCGACCACGCCAACCUGCCCGACCUGGUGCGGCGGAGCGGCUCGCCCCCGGCCGCGCCCGCCGCCCUGCGAGAGCUGGGCGACCUGCCCGAGUUCGGUCUGGGCGGCUGCAAAACAUCCUUCACGCCGUUUGUCGACCCUCGUGUCUAUCAAACGUCCCCUAGCGACGAAAACGAGAACUCGGCAGCCGCCGUGUUCGCUGACGAGCUCCUGCGGCAGGAGCAGGCCCGGCUCAACGAAGCCAGGAAGAUCUCGGUGGUCAACGUGAACCCCACCAACAUCAGACCGCACAGCGACACGCCCGAGAUCCGCAAGUACAAGAAGCGCUUCAACUCGGAGAUUCUUUGCGCCGCGCUCUGGGGUGUGAACCUGCUAGUGGGGACGGAGAACGGCCUCAUGCUGCUGGACCGAAGCGGCCAGGGAAAAGUUUACAACUUGAUCACCAGGCGGCGUUUUCUUCAGAUGGACGUGCUGGAGGGCCUCAACGUGCUCGUCACCAUAUCGGGGAAAAAGAACAAGCUGCGCGUCUACUACCUGUCGUGGCUGAGGAACAGGAUACUGCACAACGACCCGGAAGUGGAGAAGAAGCAAGGCUGGAUCACCGUCGGAGAGCUGGAGGGAUGCGUGCAUUAUAAAGUUGUCAAGUACGAGAGGAUCAAGUUCCUGGUGAUUGCGCUGAAGACCUCGGUGGAGAUCUACGCCUGGGCCCCCAAGCCCUACCACAAGUUCAUGGCCUUUAAGUCGUUUGCCGAGCUGCAGCACCGUCCUCAGCUCGUCGACUUGACCGUGGAGGAAGGUCAGAGGUUGAAGGUCAUCUACGGCUCCAGCGUGGGCUUCCACGUCAUCGACGUCGACUCGGGCAACCCAUACGACAUCUACAUCCCGUCGCACUGUGCCAAAGAGACCAAGAUCCAGAGCCAGGUAACGCCGCACGCCAUCGUGGUGUUGCCCAAGACGGACGGCAUGGAGAUGCUGCUGUGCUACGAGGACGAGGGCGUCUACGUCAACACGUACGGCAGGAUCACCAAAGACGUCGUGCUGCAAUGGGGGGAGAUGCCCACCUCUGUUGCCUACAUCCACUCCAAUCAAAUUAUGGGCUGGGGCGAGAAAGCCAUCGAGAUCCGCUCGGUGGAGACGGGACACCUGGAUGGAGUCUUCAUGCACAAGAGGGCCCAGAGACUCAAGUUCCUGUGCGAGCGCAACGACAAGGUGUUCUUCGCAUCGGUGCGCUCGGGCGGCAGUAGCCAAGUAUUCUUCAUGACCCUCAACAGGAGCUCCAUGAUGAACUGGUGAUGGCCCCGCCCACUUGGUCCAACCUCGCUCUCCCGUUGGCUGUUGACAUCCUCCUCCUAUUUGCACACUUUGCCUCUUCCUCUACCUGUUGUGCCGCCGGCCUUGAAACGCAACACGGCGGCGGAGGGACCACUUGAUCUUCUUCUCCUCAUCCUCAUCCUCCUCUUCUUCCUCCUCCCUCCCUCCCGCCGAUUCAAAAGAUGACGUCUGCGUCCCUUUAAGAAGAAAAUCGCACACUUCCAGCCCCCGCGCCCUCCACUCCGUCUCCUCUUUGUCGUAUUUCCACUCUUUAAAGGUGCUGCAUCAGACUUCAAGUUGUCAAUCAACAAAAAGCGUCCGUGUGAAACUUUACCGCACACGCCUGUUUCUGUCAACAUUUUGUGUGUGUGUGUGUGUGUGUGUGUGUGCUCCGAGUCCCGCUCCGAGAUCAACGUCGAGGAGAGCGGAAAUGAAAGUCAGUGAUGGUCGUUUUGCUCUUUAUAGCAGGAAGUCGAAAAAAAGUGACUUGCGCUACAAUUGUAACACACCGCUACAGAAUACUUUUAUUAUUCUUCCACCAUAGAUUAUUAUUUGGGGGUGUCAGGAACAGGAACAUCGAUAAAGUGACCUGCGAUAGAAAAAAAGAAAAAUUGCUGAAGUCACCUGUCAGGAACAAGAACCUUGCUCAAGUCAAGUGUUAGACAAUGAUUUUACUAAAGUAACCAGUCAGGAAAUAACAACUCUGGGAAGGUCACUCGUCCAGGAACAAGAACUUUGCUACAGUGUCAGGAACAGAAACUUUGCUGAAGUCACCUGUCAAAAAACAAGAUCUUUAGAAAAUUCGCUUGUCAGGAACGAAAACUUUGCUGAAGUGACCUGGCAGGAACAAGAACUUGAAAGGAUCAGGAAUCUCGCUAAAGUCACCACUAAGGAACAAAAACCUUGCUAAACAAAAUUUUAGGAAAGACACACAAGAAACAACAAUUGUGGUAAAGGAACCCGUCAGGAACAAGAACAUUGCUUAAGUCAACAGUCAAAACUUUGGUAAAGUAUCAUGACAACAACUUUGUCAUGUGAAGGACAAAAACGUUGGUAAAUCCAUCUAACAAGAACAGGAAAUUUUUAAAGUCAACUCUCAGAAAUAAGAACUUUCCUAAAGUGUCAGAGUCAAGAACUCUGCUAAAGUAACCUGCAGGAACAAGAACUUGAGUAUAAUGUCAGGAACAGGAAUUUUGUUAAAGUCAGGAUUAGGAACUUUAGGAACGUCACCAAUCGGCAACAAGUUGAGGAACGACAUCCGCUUAGCUUUAGCUUUGCGAAACCACUAGUCAGGAACAACAAAACUGGGAAAGUGCUCUGUCACAAAAAUUUUGCUAAAGUAACCAGUCAGGAGCCAGAACUUUAGGAAAGUCACUUGGCAGGAACAAAAACUUUGCUGAAGUCGCCUGUGAAGAACAAAAACAUCGGUAGCUUCACCUGUACCUGAAAUAGCUAAUGUUUUCCAAAGUGUCAGGAACAAUAACUUUGCGAAAGACACCUGUCAAAAACAAGAACUUUGCAAAAGUAUCAGGAACAAGUACUUUGCUAAAGUCACUUGUGAAUAAUAACAACUUUGGAAAAUCUGCCUGUCAGGAACAGGAACACUGCAAAUGUCACCUGUGAGGAUCAAUAAGUUGUUUAAAGUGUCUGGAACAAUAUCCUCGUUAAUGUCACUUGUCCACUGUUUUGUUUUUGCGUUACACAAACACACCACCAAAAAAAAAAAAAAAAAAAAGUAGCCAACUGUUCGGCCUUCAUGCUCGGCAGAGCUUCAAAAAAGAAAAUGUGUGGCGGGAAUACAUUGCGGGUGGUCAGCUGCCGUGCGUUUUCUUUUUUUCUUUUUUUAAGCUGCGUUGGGUUCGCACCGAGCGCUAACACGCUAACACAGUUCUUAGUGUUUUGUUCAUUAUCGCUAGUGAAGAUGAGCUAACAAACACCUCAACCAUGUCGUCGUGUACUGUACUAAAAAUGGCUGUAGAUGCACAACAGGCAAGCUAACGUUUUAGCAAUAAAGAGCCCAGCGGUCUUCCCUCUGUGCGUGCGUGUGCGCUUGUUAUUUUUUUGUUGUUGCGGUCAUUCCACUGAGGACUCUCAAAGACAAAUUAAAACCACUGUAAUCUUUUUUUUUUUUUUUUUUUUUUUUUUGUGUGUGACUGUGUUACUUUUUCUUCUUCCUGUUUUUAUUUGAAAAGACUAAUCGUCCUGUUUGGGGAUUUGUUUUGUUUUGUAAAAGAGACACUGGAAGAGAAAUAAAUGUAAGAGUAGAGAAGGGUUGCCUUGUGUAGUUGUUGUUUUUUGCAACCUUGCGAAAAACACUGGCUGGGAACAAUUGAUUUGGUUAAGUAACCUGCAGGAACAAUAACUUCACUGAAAUCACCUGUCAGGAACAAAAACUUUGCGAAAUUGACCUGUCACGAACCACAAUUUUGUGAAAGUCGCCUUUCAGUAACAAUGAAUUUGGUAAGUAACCUUUUAGGAACAAUGACUUUGCUAAAGUAACCUGCAGAAACAAGAACUUAACUGAAAUCACCUGUCAGGAACAAGGAAUUUGUGAAAGGCAAUUGUCAAAAACAACAACUUGGGUAAAGUUUUGUGUCAGCAGCAAAAACUUUGCAAAACUCACCUAUCUGGAACAGGAACUUUUCCGAAGUCUCCGGUCACGAAGCAGAACUUGCUAAAGUCACCUGUUAGGUAGAAGAACUUUGUCAUAGUAACUUGCCAGGAACAGGAAGGAAAAAAAUUAAGGUCUGAGCAAGAACCUAGCUAAAGUCAUCUCUCAGGAACAGGAACCUUGCUAAAGUAACCUGCAGGAACAAUGACUUUGCUAGCGUAACGUGCAGAAACAAGACCCUUCCUGAAAUCACUUGUCAGGAACAAGGAAUUUGCCAAUGUCUCUUGCCAGGAACAGAAACAUAAACUUUACUAAGGUAGCUGACCGGAACAAGAACCUAGCAAGUAACCUGUCAGAAAUAGUAACGUUACUGAAAUCUCCUUUCAGGAACAAGGACUUUGCCAACGUUGUUUUCCAGGAACAGGAAAAAGAACCUGGCUAAAGUCACCUGUCAGGAACAAGAACCUUGCUAAGGUCAUUUGUUCAGAAAAUUGUGUGUCUGUGUGUGUGUGUGUGUUAUUGUCAGUGUGUUUGUCCAUUCCGCCCAUUACACUGAGGACUCUCAAAGACGAAUAAAACCACUGCAGUCUUUUAUUUUGUAUUUGUGUGAGUUCAUUUGUCUUUUCCUGUUUUAAUUUGAAAAGACUGAUCUUCCUGUCUAGGGAUUUGUUUUGAUUUGUAAAAGAGAACCUGGAAGAGAAAUAAAUGCCAUCGUAGAGCCAUUCUCA